AUUCCAUUUCUUACUGGUGCAUCAUGUAGGUCUUAUCUGCUCACGAAUUAUGUAAAAGCACAAGACAGUAUUGGAAUAAUGGCCGUUACAAUUCCCCUAUUCAGUAACUAUGAAUCAAAAUGGAGUUAUAACGCGAAAUUUCAAC
Molecule: messenger RNA, 145 nt
Organism: Racocetra persica
Lineage: Eukaryota; Fungi; Glomeromycota; Glomeromycetes; Diversisporales; Gigasporaceae
Source: the annotation of a GenBank genome assembly